This is a messenger RNA of Cercopithifilaria johnstoni, 1281 nucleotides long. Lineage: Eukaryota; Metazoa; Nematoda; Chromadorea; Rhabditida; Onchocercidae. The record is from the annotation of a GenBank genome assembly.
AUGAUGACUGGAAGUGGUUCAAAAGUCAUUUCGAUUUCUUCUGCUAUACCGAGAAUAGAUAUGAAAUCAAGAAUAGCAACUACGACAAUAUCUUCAUCAUCAACCGCAACAUUUAAAUCACAAAUAGUAAAAACUAAAGCAGAAACAACAACAUAUUUGCCGCAACUUAAAAAUGUUACCGGAAAAAAGCAAUUUGAUUUUAAACGGCUUGCAUCGCUAUUACAGCAAAUGAUUGAUAGACGAAAAACAACAGAAAGUCAUAUUACGAAGGAGAAUGAAAUGAAUGAAAAUGAUAAACUUAAAAAUGAUACAUUAUCGGGAAAAGCAAUUCGAUCAUCAUUUCAACAAAAUAUAUUCACUGUAUCGGAUUUGAAACCCACUGAGCUUCUUUAUCAUCGUUUGAAUCCAGAUUGGAAACCUGAAAAUAGCCAUGUGAUUUCCAGAAGUUUGGAAAUGAAAGAAGCAAAAAGGGCAUAUGAAAAUAACAAUUCUUUUGCUGGAGAUCAAGAAGCAUUAAAAAGAAGCACUCGAUAUCCUCAUGAAAUAUUAGCAUCAGUUGUUAUUAGUAAGCGCAAAACGGAAGAUAACGAUAUGAUAUUAUCAAAAACUGCAUUUACAACAUCCGAAACGUAUACAAAUGAGAAUGCGAUGAUUUAUAUUAUCAGAGAAGGUUCGAUUGUGCAGAAUAAUGUAAAUGAUUACGAAUUUGUAUCCUCAAUUACACUUAUUAUUGAUGGCGGAAAAAAGAUUUUAGUUGACACCGGGCUUUCCACCGAUAUUAACGGACGUACUUGGAUGAUGCAAAGAUUAAGUGAACUUGGCGCUCCACCACCUUCAAUCAAUUAUGUGAUCACAACUCAUGGUCAUCCAGAUCAUUCCGGUAACACUAAUCAUUUCCCCGAUGCAUUUCAUUUUUCCGGAAGAUUCAUGCAUGUCGGUGGGCAAUCCAAUUUUCUAAGAAUUUUUGAGGAUGAUGUUGAAAGAUUAACAAAAAAUGUUUAUUUACUAAAAACACCGGGUCACACAUUUGAUGACAUCUCUGUUCUUAUUAACAAUACAAACUUUUUUGGCACUGUCAUUGUUUCCGGUGAUAUAUUUAUACGAAAAGAAGACAUGAAAUAUUCGACAAUAUGGAAACAGUUGGCAGCUAAUGAAACACAACAAGAGGAAUCAAGAAAACGUUUGCUGUGCUUAGCCGAUUGCAUCAUUCCUGGACAUGGACCGCUAUUUCGGAUAACGAAUAACAUGAAACGAGAGUUGAACUGUCCCAGCAACUAUUGA